AUUGAUUCUGUAGACGCGCUUCCAAGGUUCUAGUUGAGAACAUUUCUAGAAGGCGUUUGAAAUUAUCGUUGGUGUCCAAACACCGUCGCGAAGAAUUCGACUUUGUUUCCACUAUGCCCGCUAUUCUUGACAAUGAUGAACAACUCACUGAGGACAUCGACAAUGGGGCAACGCCAUUACCGUUUCCACCAGUGACUAAGGCCCAUAUAUUGCAUUGCUCGUAUAACUAUUGGCACCCUAGAUUUCGAAACAUAACUCCGAAGGCCCGUUUGAUUCCCUUAAGCAAGCCAUUCCUAGAUUACCUUCGUGCGGAUGGGAUAGUGCUGCCAUCGGACGAAGAUACUACUCCAGUACAAUGGUCCGACAGGGGUAAAAGCAUCAUUUCAGCUCCGGCAGCGGCUACUGGAGAGGAUGAAGACGAUGACGAAGACGAAGACGAAGAUGUUGCAGCCGAGUGGCGAGACAUACAUACGGCCAUCUCGAAGACCAUAGCAGAGCUAGGUGGUAGUGUCGUGCCGAAGCUCAAUUGGUCAGCUCCCAAGGACGCCACCUGGAUGAACAGUAACACGAUGGCUUGUCGAGUGCCUAGUGACGUGUACCUGUUGUUGAAAAGUUCUGAUUUCGUUACCCAUGAUCUAGAACAUGCAUUCGACGAUUGUGUCGACUCCCCUGAGUCAAGCAUUGAAUCCGAGGAGAUCUCUUAUGCUCUGGUUUUAAGGAAGACCAUCGAGAAGAUCAAUCCGUCACUUGAAUUCAGAUGUUUCGUUCGUGGUCGAAAAUUGCUGGCGAUAUGCCAACGCGACUUGAACCAUUACAAGUUCCUUUUCCCGUUGCAAAACAAGAUCCGAGACAUUAUAUUGGAAUUCUUUGCAGUUCGCUUACGAGAUGCAUUCCCAGACGAGCAUUUUGUUUUCGAUGUCUAUAUUCCUCCCCCUCACGACAGGGUUUGGCUGAUAGAUUUCAAUCCUUGGGCACCACGAACGGACCCUCUGCUCUUCGGAUGGCUUGAAUUGUUAACCAUGGAUGAGCCCCCAGAGUCUCUUUCACAGCCGCUUGACGAAACAAAGUUUGUUCGGUUAAGCAUUCGAGGAUCAGAAGGCUGUAGUUCGACUUCGGGAUUAGAGGAACAAGCUACUGAGGAAAGCGAGUUCGACGAUAAUGAUGACCUCGACGCCGAUGACGACGAUGAUGAUGAUAUCGAGGAAGAGGAUGCCGAGGAGGAAUUCUGGCUGCCCGAGCUCAGACUGGUCAGGAAAGACGACCCUGAGGCAAACAGCUUCAGUACGCCUCAGUACAGCGCUCAUAAGCUCCCACGAGAUGUCGUGGAUGCAAGCGCAAGCGGCGAAGGCCUACGCGAAUUCGCUCGAGACUGGGAAAAGCUACUUGCGAAGAGUCAAGAAAAGGAUCAAGACAUACAGAGUAGUGAUGAAGAGUAGAAUGUUUUCAUUAUACAGAAAAACAGGGGUGCGAGCUUUUCCAGAUGUGUAAAGAGGCCAUUGUCCAGGUCUAAGCCACAGACGCCUCACAUCGCGCCCAACCUUUUCAGCAUAUUGCAAGUACAAUUCACAUUCAUAAAAAUAUCACACUGCAAUAGGUAGCCACGUUGCAAUUACCACAUCGUAAAAAUGCUAGGACAGCCGUCUGCAGGUAGUGAGGAACAACGCGACAGGGUACUCCAAGGAAAUAUAAAAAGCCGACCUUGACGAAAUUAUAGUUAG
Dissoconium aciculare CBS 342.82 is the source of this 1718-nucleotide messenger RNA. RefSeq names its product D123-domain-containing protein. The transcript has 2 exons. NCBI's taxonomy places the organism in Eukaryota, Fungi, Ascomycota, Dothideomycetes, Mycosphaerellales, Dissoconiaceae. The record is from RefSeq and is a predicted model, not a curated record. The coding region runs from base 114 to 1436 and encodes 440 amino acids. Gene Ontology annotation, cellular component: cytoplasm.